AUGCAGAUUAUCGUUUAUUUGCUUUGUUUGGUUGCUCAUUGCUCUCUUUUUAACGGUGAGUACGUUGUUUUUCAUCACAGCUAUAUUUCACGUUUUAAUUCAGUUACGGUAUACAUUACUUACUUAUUGCCGGUCGAGAGUUCUGCUUUGAUCUGUUGAGGCAGUUUGAAUCUUGAUUUGCUGUAUGCUUCAUUUGAAUUAAAAUUGGAAACGAAAUAUUACUAUUUAAGAGUUUUAUACUGUGCGUAAAGUAAUCAUGAGGUACUUCUGGAAAUUUGAUGGACUUCUGGCGGUGGCUCAACAUCAUCCUCAUCACAAAACGAUAAUCUGAGUGAGAAUAUGAAAAGACUUUUCGUGUCAGUACGACAGAGAGAUGCUAUGUCGGGUCUCACUUGAUAUGUUCUUGUGCCACCAGUAAUUUUUAAGGCUAGGAGCUCACUCUCUGAAGUUCUAUCACUUCUUUUAAGUCGUUAAUGGAUUAAUAAAGAUUAAUUAGUGCAUUGUUCUAUGAAUUCUUUGUGAGAUCAAGGAAACUAAAUGCGGAUUUUGAGCCGGACACGCUAAGCAGUGAUAAAAGCGUGUAGACUAAGAUCCAAAAUCUACUAACUGUAUCCAAACAAUGAACCAAAUAACGCUUUUAAUUAACCGCUCUCAUUAUCGUCAACGAGUUUAAGGGUGAAACGGCAAGGAACCACCCUUACUCAUGAACUCAAAAAAUAAGUAAGUAGCGACAGUUCUAAGUUAGUUAACUAGUCUAGCAGCGUUGAGACAGAGUAUUACAGAAGUUCUACGUUGGCUGCAAAGUACUGGUUUCAUUUUAGGCCAGCCUACAUGUUUCCUGGUAAUGAUAAAAAUUAGUUUAAAUUGGUCAGUUUCAUUUUCAGUGACUCGCUCCUCACUUGUCAUUGAAGUUUUCAAUCAAAGGUUCCUUUGAGGCAGCUCAACGAAUUCGUUACAUUCCUCGAGUCACUUGUUACUUAUAGGCCAAUUAUGUGAAAUUGUUGGGACAAUUUUGGACAAGAAUUACGUGGGAAAACUUCUCACUACCUCACCUAAGACUAAAACUCUGAAGAAGUUCAUUUUGGAUUCUGGUUAGGAAACUGUCUUUCAAGUUACGACCGCUUAUUUCUGAAUUAGUUUCCAGGGCACAAUUAAGUUUUGAAUUCAUGUUAUCUGAUAUUAACCAAGUUCUCGGAAUAAGUUGGGGCUUUUCACGAUAAUUUACGGUUAACUGCAGUUGGUUUUCCUCCUGGGAUGUAUUCCCAAACAAACUCGUUAUUCCUUUCUCAAACGCCUGGAUUUCAUGAAAAAGUGGAUCGAGUUGUUUAUCAAAUUUGUGCGAAAGUAUAUUCGUUUUCAAAAAGUUGUUAAAAACUUUUUUGUUUUUCUAAAAGUCAUUCAUUGUUUUUUAAUGCUUGAGUAUAUCUGGUUUCUCUUCUGAAGGUUAAUUCAUUCGUUUUGGUUCAUGUACGAAUUAAUUGUAACUUGAAAAGAAUGUUCUUUAUAUAACUAGUUUCCCGUUCAGAACCACAAAACGUGCAAUCCAAGUUUUUUGUUUCAUACAGUUUAAAGUAUAAUGAAUAGCAACAUUUGGGUGGCUGUUAUAUAUGUUAUUUCCGAGAACCACCUCUUCUAAGGAUUAGACAACAGGGUCUUGGAUCACGGUAAUGACUACUCAAAGAGUUGAAAAUCACUCUUCGAGUCAGUUAGUACCAUGAAUAGAUGAAAGUUAAUCGUAUCUUAGUUAGCGUGUUUGAAGGCUACGUGACAUUAAUAAGGUUAAGAACUGUCCUUUUGAAAAACCAUCACUUGGAUUAAGUCAGUCUUGAUUUACUGAUUGAGUAAAGAUACAUCGGGCACGCAGAUCCAAUAUCAGUGUUGCGUUGGAAAUCUAGGAAUUGUUAUUUCAUCAUCCUUCGCCGAAAAAGUCUAACGAUAAGAAGACCUUAAUCACAUUUAGCACAAUCAGCCCAGAGACAAUGGAGAUAAGAUAUCCAUCUGGAAUGGGGGUACGCCCAUUGUGAUGAAAGUUUGAAGGCAUGCUUUUGGGAAAAUGGACUUCUCCCUCAUCAUAACUUUAUCCCAUUAUGUAUUCCUAUAAAACUUGAACUCAAAAGCGCUCUUACUUCUCUUCAUUCUGCAACUGUUUAUAUCUCCUAAAACGAGUUCAAAGGUUAGUCAGCAAGGAAUUGCUGAUCAAUUACCUCAGCGGAAAGCCAAGGGCCUGAAAUUCUACCAAGUUAGUCGAAUGGCAUAUUCCCCAAGUGUCUCUCUCUGCGGGCAACAAACAACAGCCAUUUCACAAGCAUCCACAUUUGAUACGUAUAGAGCUGUGCCAAAGAGAGUUUAAAAAGAUUAAGAUAUCGAACGAAGGAAUAUAAUUAAUCUGUCACUUCAAGUUAAACAGCUACUGGAAAUAUAAAUCCAAUUGUCGGCUAGUGGAUCUUUCUACGGCUAGUGGAUCUUUUUACGACACAAGUGCUUCAGUUGAUUUGCAACAUUUUGCAAUGUUUCCAGUUUGACAGACGGUAAAAGAGUUCCCUUUGAGAGCAUUAGAAAAGGACCUUUUUUUUAUCCCAAUCUGCCUUUUCGUCGGUUAUAGAUUCUUAUCCCUAUUUAGUAAAGUUGUUUACAAAUUGACAGAGAAAAUUGUAUUGGAUAGAUAACAGAUCGACUAUGUUUUACCGCACGUUUCAGAUCAUGACCUUGAACUUUUCGAGUCGAGCAUCUUUUUUCAAUCAUGGAAUUGACGGAUAGACAACGAAAAUUAGACCAUAUUAUAACAUACAAAUUUUUCUACGUCUUGAGGGGUCGAACUUUUAGAAACUGUAUACACGAUCUCCUGCCAAAACCAUGGAAGCUUGCAUGUGUCUCGGAAUCUUCAUAGUAGCUUUUCAAGGAAUUAGUCAGUUUGCAGACAUUUAGUUUUAAAUUGUUACACGAGCUAUUUCUUCUUUUCUAAGGUCCUUAAAUAUCUGCUUUCAACACAUUUUGUGUAAUUUUUGUGGCUACUGCCUCCUACGGAGGCGAAGCCAUAACGCUGUCGUGUUGGGUGAAUGAGUGUAACAAUAGAAUACGAACGACCUCUUCGUUCACAACGAAGUGUGCCGAGCUUUACCCGAUGUUCCUCGCUCUUGGUUUUUGUUUGUUUCGGAACAUCUUCUGUCGUUCAACGCUUAGAGACAAUUUCUUCAAAUCGCUUCGAAUUUUACACGGAAUAUUAGCAGAUGAUCACACAGUUUUUCGGUGCUACUUAUUUUUUGUCUCGAACUACAGAAGACUAUAAACAUCUCAAAAUCAUUUUAGAAUGGCGCGUGAAAAAAGAAAGCUUUACCUUGCAGAAAUGUUUUGAAAGAAGUGAUCGGCACAUCAUGAAAAUUCAGAGGAAUUUUUUUUUCUUCAAACAGAGAGCAUUUUACCGUUUGAAUCAGCGAAUUAUUCCCAGUAGAUCCGAAGAUAUAAUUUUUUUCCGGUUCUAACCAGUUCUGACACUACAAUAGAUGAUAAACAUCUCAAAAUAAUUUCACAGUGGCGUCUCCGGCACGUAAUUGAAAAAGAGACUUUUUCCUUGCAGAAAAUGUAAAUAGGUUUGAUCUGUAUAUCGUGGAAACUUUGAAGAAGAGAUCAUCUUACCAUUUCAAUCAGCAACAACUGUUCAGAAGAGCCUCUAACUUUGCGAAGCGAACAAGGUCCGAAAUAUGAUACGUUAAGUUCAACAGGGUGACGCCAUUCGAUGGAAUGAUGUAAUGAUAGAAUGGUGGAGUGGUGGAAAAGCGAAUGGUAGAAUGGUGGAAUGGUAGAAUGGUGGAAUGGUAGAAUGGUGGAAUGGCGGAAUGGCGGAAUGGCGGAAUGGCGGAAUGGCGGAAUGGUGGAAUGGCGGAAUGGCGGAAUGGCGGAAUGGCGGAAUGGCGGAAUGGCGGAAUGGCGGAAUGGCGGAAUGGCGGAAUGGCGGAAUGGUGGAAUGGCGGAAUGGCGGAAUGGCGGAAUGGCGGAAUGGUGGAAUGGGGGAAUGGUGGAAUGGUGGAAUGGUGGAAUGGUGGAAUGGUGGAAUGGUGGAAUGGCGGAAUGGUGGAAUGGUGGAAUGGCGGAAUGGUGGAAUGGCGGAAUGGUGGAAUGGUGGAAUGGUGGAAUGGCGGAAUGGCGGAAUGGCGGAAUGGUGGAAUGGUGGAAUGGUGGAAUGGCGGAAUGGUGGAAUGGUGGAAUGGUGGAAUGGCGGAAUGGUGGAAUGGCGGAAUGGUGGAAUAUUCUACAACGCGGAGUGCCUCGUUGUAUGAAACAAAGUCUCACAAAAAUGGAAUUGCAAUGAAAAGGGAAAUGAUUUAUAAUUAACAGGCAAAUCAAAAUUAAAGGAAGGCUGGUUUAAUCAUUAUUGGAGCCUAGGGAUAAACCGACAGAGGAAAAGUAAGGUUCUUGAGCUAGCCCUCAUAAGUUAUCAAUACUAUUACUUUUGUUAUCAUAAUCAUUAUUAUUAUUUCUGUUAUUAUUAAUAUGAUAAUUUUUUACCAUCUAAUCAGUGGUUGAGCGUAAAUUAUUUACCAUAUUUUUCAAUCAUCUUGCUCUUAUGGAACAGGGCUCUCAGUAUGUGGGAUGCGGCAGGUUUUCUGUUUUAAAUGCGAGACAAAUCUUCUGCAACACUUCCUUCUGGCAUUAUCAUACAACCCCUGGUUCUUUUCAAUGCUGUAAAAAAAUUGUGCUAUAUCAGUAGCCACAUGUAGUCUUAACUGCCUGUUCUCUCUUUUGACUUUCAGUGGAAGCAGUGCAAGUAAACAGGAACACCUGCUAUCGCAAACAGAAUUUCGAGCUGGUCGCAUACCGACGUAAAUAACCUACAGAGGACCUGAUGUGUACUAUAUUGUUGAAUGAACCCAGUCGUGUUGUUAGUCGACUAUUGAUGUCCACUUGCCUCAAUUAACGGUUCUGAACAAACUCUAUUUCAAAUUACAGAUUCUGUGCAAACCAAUUUAUUUCAGUAGAGGAUGAAAAUUAACUUAUCAGCGUACUCAUUAGUACAAUCAAUCACAACAAAUGAUUUAACGGUUUACAUGUUCUAGUUUGAAAGACAUAAAUGCGUGGACUUGUUAACACUAUCGUCAUAAAUGUUCAUUUCUUAAUGCCAUUUGGGUUGUUUACUGACAUCAUAAUUACCAUUAGUGACUAUUAUCGACUUGACAAGAGAACAUGAUGUUUAACUUAACUAGAGGACUGCCUCGUUCAUCAGAAAUAAUUAUAACGAUCUUUCAAGAAGGUGCCUCACUGGCUUAAUGAACGUCAUAAGAAAGGUGGAGGACUUUCCUCGGUUUCUCCCAGUCAAACUUCUUAGCUACGCUCUAGAAACAUAAACUGUAUAACCUACCCCCUCGAACAAUUUCAAUUUGCUACCUUUUUAUGUUUGUUUGCAAGAUUUGUUUAGUUGUUUGCUUGCUGUAGCACCGAAACAUCCCAUAGGAUAGUGAGUCAAUUCCUGUGUUAUUAUCGAUAUCAGCAUAUCAUUAGUAUGGAUAACGUAACGAUUCCUGAGUUAUACUUGUUUUAUCUUCUCUUUAGGGGGGUCGCAAGAGGGGGCCUUGGAACAAGUUAUGGUGGACGUUGGAGAAUGUGCAAAGGAUAACACCACGGUAAAGGGACUUACUUUUGAUAUUGCGAGCUUAGAAAAGUCUCACGGGACAACCACCACUCAUUUUUUUUACUUAAAGAAAAAUUUGGGGAAGAGUCCUCUGUUAUUUCGUUUACUUAGAACAUCUCAAGUCAGGUCCCCAUUUAUUGAUAAAGCUUGUCUUGUAGCAUAUUAUUUUAAAGACGCGGUUAGUUGUUUGCGAGGUCUGGCAACCAGGACCCAAUUGUUUGAAAAGAAGAUUACUUGAAAAAUUCAACUUGUUCUUGAUAUAUUAAAGUUCAUAUAUUAAACUUGUUCUUGAUAUCUCUUGAAAAAAAGCGUAUAUUAGGGCUUACGUUCUUACGGUUUUACUCCAGCGUAAGAUGCAGCUAAAGGAAAAACAUGAACAAUUAAAUUAACUAAGAACUGGGAAAUUUAGAUCUUAUUUAACUUUGUCUGUGGGACACAGUCUAAUAUUAAGCGGAAGGAUUUUAGACUGUGCUGGAAAAAAUGAAAUUAAAUCAUAAACCGAUUAUACUUACGGACACACUCGAGGCUGUUAAUCUUCCAAAGAGGUUUGCUUGUGCCAACGAACAACGCAAAGGGCAUUUUGGAAAAUUUGAGUGGGGAAUGCGCAUGGCUGGGUGAAAGAUAAGCCCCCCCAACCCCCCGCGUUUCAAAACGUUCCACCACCUUUGCAUAAAACUCUACACUAUCAUUAAUCACUCAGAGAAAUCGCAUUUGAAGUAGUCUUUUACUUACCCUCGGCGAUUAAUGAAGACAGAUAAGUUUUUUCCUUAAAGAAAUAUGCUGCAAGGUGUAAAAUCUCUAGUAUAUCGAUGAAAAACUACUGGGCGGCUCGCGUCUUAUUUUCCCGCUCAAAUUUUUGUAGUCACGUGAAAAAUGUGAGCCAAUCAAUCGGAGCUGAAAUUAGAUUUUUUUCGUGGAAUCGAGUUACUCUGAAACUCUGUUUCCGAAAAUUCUAGAAAACGCGGCUUUGAACUCGAUGCGCCGACCAUGAAAACCUUUGUUUAAAGCUAUUUUCCGAAGCUGAACCGGGAGUAGGAAAAAUAUCCACCAAGUAAUCGAACGAGACGUCAAUGAAUCUACAGAAUGAAAUUUUAUUAUUUUUAAAUGAGUCCUAAGCUUCGUAUGAAAGCCUUAGAUAUUUCUUUACCUCUUUAUCAAUAUCAAGCUGUCUCAUAGUUCGGGUCGCUAUAAGGCUCCCAUUGAGCUUUUUGGAAAAUUAUGGAGGUUUGUAAUUAAGUGCGGAAUAGAUCGGAUUCUCUUUAAGGAACCCUGAAGUAUAAUUCAGUGAUAAAGUAGUCAGUAAGAUUCGAAGGAGUGGUCAGUGCAUAGUAAAACAAUACGAUUAUUAGCCUAUUUGCUCUCUAUGCGUCGAAGUGGAUGCAGACUUUAACCCCCGACAACUAUCACGCAACAGGAAUCUUGAUGGUCAUGAUAAAAAAGAAUAGUAAAUUUUUUUGUUAGUAAUAGUUACCGAGUGUUCAUUACUCUUCUUUUCAUUCCUGAUUUAAUCUCUUAGAACAAUACAUGCCUCCCUUAUGAACUGACCGAGCAUCGCAAUUACGCCAUGGCACCGGUCAUUAUUGAGAAGGAGAUCAUAGAGAGCUGUCAGUCGGCAAGUAACGGAUGUCAGCGGCUCCCACGCCUGGUUAAGUAUUACAACGGAACUAAGUUUGAGGUCACGAUUGACGUUGGAAUUUGUAGUGGACAAUGCCAUAGAAACACUAAAUGCCAGUCAUUUGACAAGAAAACAAAAAGCAUUUCUUCAGCAAACGGUAAGAUUCGUAAAAUACCUUACCCGCAAAAGGUUUUUUUUAAAAUUUUUUUUCUGAGUAAUCAUAAAGCAGCAGUGAAAGAUGCGUUUCUGAAGAUCGCUCUUAAAACGUCUAUGUUUUCUGUACUCUAGGAGAUAGAUGCCUCGUAAUUAUUGUGGACUGUGCAUGUGUGGAGCCUUCAUGCUACCGAGUGUCACGUUACGAGGGAUUUCCAGAACAGUACACUGACUCCCAUGGAAACAAGGCAAUGCGAACCAAGGUAAACAUUCCCCUGAUUUUCAUUUAUAAAAUUUUCCUGACAACUUUUAAUCAAGGACUAACAAAGAAAAAAAAAACUGUUGCCUUUUUACCACACUGAAAGAGGAGCAGUGCGCUGUUGAUGUCGUGGAAUUUGGUGAAGUGAUUAAAUAAUAUCUUACAAUCAAAAACGUUAAUUUCCUGCUCCGGAAGCAUAAUAAAAGUUAAAAAUUUUUCCAAACUCGGAGCUAAAAAUUAAAAACUUAUGAAAUAUUUCGUCCGUAUUUCGACCGGACUUCAUCAGUCAAUGAUAUGAAUGUUAAAAAGAUGAAUUUUAAGAAAGGUUUUUUUUUUAACGCCUCUUGGGAGUUAGAAUUGUGUCAUAGAUAGCUGCUAAUUCGUAACCAUUGUCUCUGUUUAACGCCGGUUUCGUAAGUUUAAUUUGAAUAGCUUCUUUUAUCCUGCGUUUGAAGGACGAAAUAUUUCAUAAGUUUUUAAUUUUUAGCUCCGAGUUUGGAAAAAUUUUUAACUUUUAUUAUGCUUCCGGAGCAGGAAAUUAACGUUUUUGAUUGUAUCUUACGACAACAUGGACGCGAAGUCCUAAAGAUGGUUAGGAAAGGAGAGAAAACGCUUGGAAAACUCGCCCGGUGGCAGAAUCACAAGCACUUUAACAUCCGAUGCAGAUAUAACAACAUUACUCCAAACAGCCUGAAACUACGAACCUGUAUGAAAGGUGUUAAGACCAUGAAGAUUAUUCAUAAUGCCGAGAAGAAACUUCUUCAGGAACGAAUAAGACAAUGCAACUUUACGAUCAGAAAGUACGAGGAGAGCGUGAAAGAACUGAAAUCAAGUUUACAAUCCAAGGUGUCAACAGAGAUAAAUAAUCAAAUCUUAACUCUCUUCGAGAAAACACAUUCGUCGCACUUUGAGAUGGCAAAGAGCCGCCAGAGGCAAAAGUUUGACCGCCUACUGAUCAGUAAAGAAGAAAUUCGGUCACCGACGACAAACAUUGGAGAUACCAACAUUGAUCGGACAAAGUGGGUUAUGAAUCUCUCUGACCGCCCUCUUUCCGACAGUGAACGCUCGGUUCUCAUGAAAGGUCUGAAUUUUAGCGUAACUCCAUCAAAGAUUCCAGUUGAUGAGAUCGUGGCAGCCACUGAACUGGCCUGUAUUCAACUAAAAGAGAAAAGCCAAGCAGAGAGCCUGAGAAAUGAAGUAGUUAAAAUCGUAAGCAAGAGCAAACCCCCAAGACCAAACAUCAGCAGAGCUGAAAGGGAAGCCAUUAAGGCGCUGGCGAAAGACGAUUCAAUUGUAAUCUUACUAGCGGACAAAGGGCGUUUCAUACGAUGUUUCCUCACUGUUUACCAGCAUUCCGAUCAAUGAAGCCAUUCCAGUUGUCAGAGCCAAACUGGGAAGUGACCAGAGCUUACCGGACAGAUGCCCGUUAGAUAUCGCCCAAUUAUCUGUUCUACUAGAGAUGUGCCUCUCGAGCACAUACUUUACAUUCCAGGGUGAAUUCUAUAAACAAAAGAAAGGAGCCGCAAUGGGGUCUCCAAUUUCCCCUGUAGUGGCCAAUCUCUACAUGGAACAGUUCGAGAGCAGAGCUCUGGACACCGCCCCCACCCCUCCAACUAUGUGGUAUCGAUAUGUUGAUGACACGAUGGCCAAGAUUCACGAAAACGCCGUCGAUUCCUUCUCAGAACAUCUAAACUCCAUUGACCAACACAUCCAGUUCACUUCGGAACAAGAAAAGGAUGGCAGGAUUCCUUUCCUUGAUACCUGUGUGAGUAUUAACCAAGAUGGUUCUACCAAGAUCUCAGUGUACCGCAAACCUACGCACACGGACCAGUACCUAAACUUCCAGUCAAACCAUCAUCUACAACACAAAAGAGCUGUGGUUAACACCCUGAUGUUGAGAGCUCAGACCUUGGUUACGGAAAACGAGGACAGAACUAGAGAAACACAGCAUGUCAAGCAAGCUCUAAAAAUGAAUAACUAUCCAGAAUGGAUGCUAGCAAUACCACAUCCAAAAUCUACAACAGAAGAUACCGAAGAGCCUCAAAACGAGAAGAAAGGUAUCUCGGAACGCCUGCAAAGAGCGUUCAAGUCACACGAUGUUACACUUAUUCAUAAACCCGUCAAUUCUUUAAGAUCACAAUUGGUACGUGUCCAGGACACAACUGUCAAUCUCAAGAAAUGCGGUACGGUGUACCAGAUCCAUUGUGAGAAGUGUAACAAGGAGUACGUUGGCGAAACGGCCCGCGCUCUGGAAAUCAGAGUGAAAGAACACCAAUCAAGAAGUUCAUCAGCUGUUCACGAGCAUUGUCGCCUAGAGGGCCACUCGGUGGACCCAAAUAAGACAAAAGUACUAUCAACCGAAGUUAACACCUUCAAACGCAGGAAAAAAGAAGCUAUUCAAAUUAAACUUACGAAACCGGCGUUAAACAGAGACAAUGGUUACGAAUUAGCAGCUAUCUAUGACACAAUUCUAACUCCCAAGAGGCGUUAAAAAAAAAAAAAAAAAAAAAAAAAAACCCUUCUUAAAAUUCAUCUUUUUAACAUUCAUAUCAUUGACUGAUGAAGUCCGGUCGAAAUACGGACGAAAUAUUUCAUAAGUUUUUAAUUUUUAGCUCCGAGUUUGGAAAAAUUUUGAACUUUUAAAUAAUGUCUUGAUAUUAUAGAUCAUAGACGUUGGAAAAUGCAUUGGUAACUCUCGAUGCCUCAAGAAACUUCCCACAGGCAACCAAAGGUCUUUACCAACCAACCAUUAUUACUGUUUAUUAUCCAAAAUUAAAUUUCUAGGGAUUAUCCAAAAUUAAAUUUAUUAUCCAGCGUCACUAAAAAUAGUACAAAUAACACGCGAAACGAGUACAAAUAACCCACGAUAUUUGCACGGAUGAUUAUUUUGUCGAUUGUUAAAAAAUGUUUCCCAAGUGGACCGUUUCCUCACGGCCAUGUAACAUGCUAUCUAUAAUAUGAACACCAAUGAAAUACCAAAUCAUUUCACUUCGAUAUCGAAAGGCGCGAUUUUUAUGCGUGACCAUACCAUAUCGAAUGUGCAAAUACUAAUAAUAAUAAUAAUAAUAAUAAUAAUAAUAAUAAUAAUAACAACAAUAAAAUAAAACUUUAUUCAAACACGAUAAAUAUUUAAAGCCAGAGGCUUGUGUAGUCGUGUUACAGAGGUCUUGUACUAUUAAUCCACUUAACGACGUUUUUUUACCAAUGUUAAGAGAGUUUAUGGGGCCAUGAAAAGAUCCUCUGUGAAAGAGCAUUGCUUCGCAUUUAGUUGGAAGAGGAAUUAAGGAAUUGGCAAUGCACCAUGCAUACAGUUCAGACAAGGCAAGGUUAAGACUUGCUGUAACUUCAUCAAUAGAUUUACCGAUGAUGUAAACAGUUGUGUUGUCUGCAUAGAUGUAGACUGUACCUCUCUUAAUUGAUGAAGGCAUGUCACUGGUACAUAGGGCAAAAAGGAGUGGCCGCAGUACCUACCCUGUGGUACUCCGUACCUGACGACUUCAGUAUCCGAAGUCUUCCCGUUAACAAUAGUGAACUGCUUACUCUCUGUGAGGUAAUCAGUUACCCAUGACAAGAUGUUUCCAGUCAUUCCAAACUGAUACUGUAGCUUGUGUAAUAGGAGUGGAUGUGAAACGCAAUCGAACGCUUUUCUGGAAUUUACGAAAGCUGCUCUUACGACCAAGUUUUCAUCAAUUGCUUUUCGCCAUAUUUCUGUGAGAUGAAUUAAAAGUAGCUCUGUUGAAUGCCCUGCGUGGUAUGCCCACUGUCUGUCUGUAAUCAAAUUUUCACUGAUAACAUGGCUCUUUACCGUGUCAGUCACACAGGAUUCCAAUAUCUUACUAUGCGUACAGAGAUAAGAAAUAGUCCUGUAGUUACUUAUGUCUGACUCAUCAUCAUGAUUAAAUACUGGAGUUAAGCGUGCUGUCUUUCACGUGCUAAAAUACGUCGUUUCCAUAUAAUACUUGAAUAAGUCGUAGAGGGGCUGAAUUAAUGCUGGCUGGGUAAGCUUUGUUAGUCGUGAUGGGAUGUUGUCAAUACCAGGUGAUUUAUUACUCUUCAACUUGUCUAAUUUUGUGUCUACCUCUUUAAAUGAAAGAGAUAUAUCUGCAAUGUUCUUUGUCAUUAUGGGACUUAUUGUACCUGUUAUUGGACUUGUUGUUCCAUGAAUAUCAUUUGCCAGUUGCUCUCCUAUGUUGGCAUAGAACGUGUUCAUGACAUUAGCCUUUUCCUGGUCAUUAACUAUUACGCUUUUGUCAGAUCGCUUUAAAGGGCCUAUUAUUGAUUUCUGGACAUUGUCCGGCCUAGUGGCAGAAUUAAGAAUAUUCCAGUAAUUUCGGCUAUUUUAGCAUCUUUGAUCUUGUUUUGAAAACACUUUUGCUUAGCUCUUCUGAUGUCAGAAGUAAUACUGUUCCUGAUAAGAUGUUAUCUUCACGUGUGAAGACAUGUUUUCGCGCGAAAGAUCUAUUGGUAUUUCAGUGGUGUUUAUAUAAUAAAUAUCGAUUAUUUAAUCAAUCAAUCAAUCAAUCGAUCGAUCACUCAGUGAAGUGAUACCAUCACAACGGUCAAACGUCUUCCCAUGUAAGAUGGUGGCGAACAUCCAGGCUUUCAAAGCAAAGUUGUCUCACAGUAGUUUUAAACAACCAAACAAAAAAGUGAAUCACAGCUUAUUAAAACUGUAGUACUUUUUACGACUCGUUUAUUGAUCAUACUGAGCUUUGUGUUAGAAAGGUCUCAAGUUUUUAAAUUCCCGAAAUUUGUUUCCUUUACAGAUUUCUUUGAAUGUACCUCUUUUGUUUUACAUGUUUUGCGUGCUAGAAGUUGUUUAUGAUGUUUUCCCUGGAAAUUUUUGUGAAGGAAAUAGAAAAUUGAAGUCUUUGCGCAUGCCUGCCGUUUGACCUCUGUGAUAAUAAUCCCAUGAUGCUUUUUGGUUGUUGGUGUAGGCUGUUAAAUAGUGUAUUUUUUUCUAUAUAGAAACAAACCAGAGGACGCUGAUGGGACAACAAGGCAGAUCUUUUCUAUUUAAAAACAUUUCGCAACAUGUUUUAACGUGAAAGUCAACGCAGAACUAGUUAAAUUCCGGUUUGUUGUGCCCAUUUAUCUGCCUUGAUGCUCGAGACACAGAAUGUUCUUAGCCAUAUCAGUCUGCUCGAUUUAGCUCAUGGUUAAGAUGAAUGACAGUAUUUAAAAGGGCGAUAGUCAAUGUGAAUUUUAUUGACUUUUCAACAGUAUAUACCCUUUUCGAUGUUUAAAUUUUCUGCAAACUGUGCCGCGCUAUUUUAUUUUAACGCGCGAGUCGUGCGCCAAUCAUCUCAUACACAAAACGCAACAACAGAAGUUAAGCUUCUCUUGUGGUUAAUAUUUCAAAAAUCUCUCGAAGAAAAUUUGAUCAAACCAUACUGCGGCCUAAGAUGGUAAAAUCGCCAAUCUGCAAAAACUCUAGCAAAAUUUUUUAUGCUAUACGGCUUAUAGAUAUGAACAGCCCAGAAGGGCGUUAGUUUGUGAGCAGUUUUUAACUGAAAACGAGCAUAGCCGUGACCAUUAUGGCCAGGAUUGAAAUCCGAAUCUCGAGGUCAAGGUUUUUAAGACCAGAUAUUGUAUCCACGGAAUUAUUCAAGAUAUUCAGAAAUUAAUACUGAAAUCUUUCAAUAUACCCAUACUUGAAUAUGGCGCCCACCUUCCCCAAAGUAAUAGCGGAGCUCGCAGAGCGUAGCCCCAUAAUUAUACAAAAUAGUAGUAACCCAUCAAGCCGAAAAAAUUUGGAUGUACGACCGUACAAGGUGCUACUUUUAACAUGCGUCGUCAAAUGUACCGCGGGCACGCUAACUCCACGGUUUUGUUCAGUAGUCCAGUGGUCAAUACACUGGGCUCCGAGUCGGACGACCCGGGUUCUAGUCCUGGCCGGGGCAAGGCGUUGUGCCCUUGAGACGUGCGGGAAAAAAAUGCGAGCUCCGCUUUUAGGCUCUGUUGGCUAAAUCUAUAUAUACAGGUAAGUAGGAAAACUUGAUGGGCGCCCCAGCCUCGAAUACUGAAGCGCCCACACCGCCCCCUCCCCCCGAAGAAAAAAACACUGGAGUGCACAUGAGUAGUAUUGAUUAUUUGCAUAUAAUACUGGCAAAAAAAUCUCUAAAUUAUCUGUCUAUGGUACAUCUUCACGUUUUGAAAGUUAAACAAGCACCCACCUCGAAGUAAGCAACCACUCUCAAGGUCCAAACAUUUAAUUAGCGCCUAAAUAAAUAUAAAUGUUUAAGGAAUUGUCCACAAAUCAAUCGUUUAUUUUUUCUUUCUCUAGGAUUAAUAAGCCAAAAGGAAUUUGGAACAAUCUUAUUGGUUACAGCACAAUGAGGUGCAUUACUAAACGCUCCAAGGCGCAUUCUUUCAUCACUGCUGGGGGAAAAAACUUCAGCGUCCGCACCGUGGAAAGUUGCGCUUGUCUUGGCGGAGGGACCUUGUAACCCUGUUAAAAACUGAAGUCGAGUUGAAGUAAUUCCAAAAGACUGCUGGAUGUGUUACACACUUACAGUUAUAACUUUUGAUCUAAGCAAACACGACAUUGAGAGUAAUGUUAUUGUAAGAAUCAUUUUUAGAUAUGUGAUAUGAUUUCUCACCACCGGUGACAAGUUCGGUUGAAUAUUUCAAUCCUCUUUGAUUUUGUGUGUGUUAUUAAAAUUCGGUUGUUGUUGAUGAAAGCAAGUACGUUUUGGAGAGUUCAAUUCGAUUUAUGAAAGGUAUUAUUUAGAAGUAGUUCUGACAGUUUUACUACAAGUGUAACCACCUACAAUGUUUGAAGUAUAAUGCAAGCUGUACACUGACUAUGGUAGUCGAUAAGACCCAAAAUUCACAUAAUAGAUGUCUGUUUGUUCUUUGAAUUUAAUUAGCUCAUAUAAAAAGUCAAGUCUUACAAUAGUCCACGUGAGAUGAGUCCUGAAGAGAACAGUUGCCAGUAGCAACUGAUCAUCAGAGUCCAGUGAGGAGUUAUAGUAUGUGUCAAUCAAGUGUGACGAGUCUUAUUCGCAUAGAGUAAUUUCGUCAUUUUGCCAUGAUUUUAUCUGCCGUUAGAGCCCAGUAGCGUUUGUAAACUGUGAUUGGUCAGUUUAGAUCUGUCAGUUCGUUCGGUAGUUGUCAACUUCUCUUCGGAGGGAUUUUUUGCCAAUCAGUAAAUUUACUUCAGGCCUCAUUAUAUUUUGACCAGUAGUCAAUUAUGUAGUAGAGAAGUGUUACCAUCGAGAAUGGAAUGUGAAAAAAAUGUGCCAAAAUACCUGU
Pocillopora meandrina is the source of this 14907-nucleotide messenger RNA. The record is from the annotation of a GenBank genome assembly. Lineage: Eukaryota; Metazoa; Cnidaria; Anthozoa; Scleractinia; Pocilloporidae.